This is a messenger RNA of Candoia aspera, 1931 nucleotides long. RefSeq names its product dolichyldiphosphatase 1 (gene DOLPP1). Gene Ontology annotation, molecular function: dolichyldiphosphatase activity. Lineage: Eukaryota; Metazoa; Chordata; Lepidosauria; Squamata; Candoiidae. The record is from RefSeq and is a predicted model, not a curated record. The transcript has 8 exons. The coding region runs from base 51 to 776 and encodes 241 amino acids. Gene Ontology annotation, cellular component: endoplasmic reticulum membrane; intracellular membrane-bounded organelle. Gene Ontology annotation, biological process: protein N-linked glycosylation; lipid biosynthetic process.
GUGUGUGCCGCCCGAUUGGCUGUGGCCGCCCGGCCCGGUAUCCGGGUAAGAUGGCCGCAGUCGGAGAGUGCUCGCUCCCCGUUCCGUGGAAUUCGGUGUCUCUCACUCACGUCGAGUAUCCAGCAGGUGACUUCACUGGCCGUCUCCUCGCCUACCUGAGCCUCAGUCCCAUUUUCAUCAUAGCUGGCUUCAUCACCCUCAUUGUGUUCAAGAGAGAGCUACACACGAUCUCUUUCUUGGGCGGGCUGUGUUUCAAUGAAGGUGUAAAUUGGUUAAUCAAGAACAUUGUCCAGGAGCAGAGGCCUUGUGCAGAAGCCCACCCGUCUGUUUAUUCAAAGUACGCAAUGCCUUCCAGCCACUCUCAAUUUAUGUGGUUUUUCUCUGUCUAUUCUUUCCUCUUUCUUUAUUUAAGAAUGCACCAAACCAACAAUGCCAGGUUUCUGGACUUACUGUGGAGACACGUGUUGUCUCUGUGCCUCUUAACCGUGGCCUUUCUAGUCUCAUACAGCAGGUAUGUUGGGGUCUACUUACUGUAUCACACCUGGAGUCAAGUUGUGUACGGAGGGCUUGUGGGAAGCUUCAUGGCUGUCCUUUGGUUUGCCUUCACGCAGGAAAUCUUAACACCCUUGUUCCCAAGGAUAGCUGCUUGGCCGUUGUCCGAGUUUUUCUUAAUCCGAGACACCAGCCUCAUCCCCAAUAUCUUAUGGUUUGAAUACACAGUGAGCAGAGCAGAAGCCAGGAACCGGCAGCGUAAGCUGGGUACAAAGCUACAGUGAGUGUUGACGUCUCCAGAAUUGGACUACGCAGUUCUGUAUCCCAGAAUGCCGGAACGGAAAGACCUGCGCAGAACUUUGGGGAUGGAGCAAGACGCCUUUUAAGGGACAGACCAAAGUAUCAGGCAGGGACCACCACCUGAAGACCCCAGAGGCCUUCUCCAAUGCGCUGGAUCGAUCCUGCUGCAUGCUGAGUCUGUCCGAGCAGAACCCAUUUAUAUUAUUGCAGGUGCACAGCGUUCGGCCGGAUGUCACCCUCCCUCAGGCACGAUGCGCCGGGAAGCCUUUUUUUUUUUGCACAAGCACCGCUAAAUUGGAUGGGGCCAGAGGGGCAAGGCGGGACGUCUGGGUGGUCCAUCCACUUCAGCCGGGCUUGCGUUAGACAUCCGUCGGUAGAUCGUACCUGUGAAUAUUUAAGUUGGGGCUGGGAAGGGACCGUACGCCUUGGGGAUAAACCCGAUACAGCUCUGUGACUUUUCUAUUGAAUUUCUUUUUUUAAAAAAAAAUUUGCAGCAUGCAAUCCACGCACUAUUUGUAUCAUGGGUUGUCCAGUUUGCUGAAGGGGCCGGUUGGAUCAUGUUUUUUUGGGGAGAGCAGCCAGCUCACUGCCACUUUUAAAAAGUUGGCGGCGAAAUGAAAUCCAACAGGGUUAGAGAAAGGGGACCUUUAUUCCCAACCGCACUUUGUCUCAGUUUAAGCAGGCGAUGGUUGCUUUGAACACUAAUGCUCCUUCUGCACACCUCACCAGAGCAACCCGACAACCUUAAUUAAGGAUCUGCAUGUGCUGAUCAGUACAAUGGUAAAAAAAUCCACAAUGCUUUUUUCCCCCCUUCCUUAAUCACAUUCUGGUACUGAGAUACUCAUCCAAAUUUGGGGGUUCUUUUGAGUGCCAACCAGAGGAUCCCUAUUCCUGUAACUCUUCCCCUUCCCUUCCUCUGCUUUCUCCCCUACUCCACAAUCCAGACUAUCGCAAACUCAGUUUUUGCUGGUUGUUUCAAAGGAAAGCCCACAAGUGGGAGCAUCCCUGGGUUCAGAAGUGGGCGAUGGGGAUUGUAGUCCAGCAGAAUUAGAAGGCACGACCCGAGGGGAGGCUGGUUUCAAACGAUCCCUCGGCGACCCCAAAACUUUUAAGUACUCAAUAAAUGUGUUUUUAUGGUC